Protopolystoma xenopodis is the source of this 432-nucleotide messenger RNA. The record is from the annotation of a GenBank genome assembly. Lineage: Eukaryota; Metazoa; Platyhelminthes; Monogenea; Polystomatidea; Polystomatidae.
AUGUCGGCCACAAAUUUCAUCUCAGAACGAAUAUGCCCUAUAUUCACCGUAUCGAGUGUAACCGGCGAAAAUCUCGAUCUCCUAAAGAUAUUUCUAAAUCUUUUGUCACCUCGUCUCGAUCCGCGUCUCAAUGAUCCUGCUGAAUUUCAGAUUGACGAGAUUUUUUCGGUUCCAGGUGUCGGAACUGUAGUCUCAGGUACUUGCUUGAGUGGAAGAAUCUCUCUGAAUGACAACCUUCUUUUGGGGCCAGACUCUCAGGGUCACUUUGUUCCUGUCCCUAUCAAAAGCAUUCAACGAAAGCGGCUGCCUGUUACACAGGUUCGCGGUGGGCAGACGGCUUCGUUCGCAAUGAAAAAAAUCAAAAGAAAUCAACUGAGAACGGUAGAUUUUACCAUCAAACUUGUCUGUUUUUGCAGCGCUUAUGCAAUCUAA